Molecule: messenger RNA, 1901 nt
Organism: Dermochelys coriacea (leatherback sea turtle)
Lineage: Eukaryota; Metazoa; Chordata; Testudines; Dermochelyidae
Product: protein MROH8-like
Exons: 10
Coding region: 732-1901 (389 amino acids)
Biological process (GO): regulation of DNA-templated transcription
Source: RefSeq, a predicted model, not a curated record
UGCUCAGCCUAGGGGCAGUUUAAUUGCAGUGCAGACAUUUGGGCUCCUGCGGGAGCCUGGGCUUUGGGACCCUGCUCUGUGUAGCUCAAGAACAAAUAAAGUUGGUCCAAUAAGAGAUAUUACCUCCCCCACCUUGUCUCUGUAAUAUCCUGGGACCAACACGUCUACAACACUGUAACCCUAAUUCCUGCCCAAGAAAGAGGGCAAGCCCAGGGAGGGAGCAACUGGAGAGUGAAUCAACCCUGCUCACACCCCACAAUGCCACUCCAGUGCCCCACAUUCAUCCUGCAGUAGUGGCUCCAGCAGGGCCCUAUGGGGCUGGCUGCGCCCAGUGCCCUGCUCUGGGCGUUGCAUCAUGGCUGGAGGGCUGCAGUGCUACUCAGGUUUGGUCUGCCCAGCCCCCCAGCAUGGUGACAGAAGGUCAGGUUUGAAGGCUUAAUGUAAAUGGGGCUGUGACCUGGUGCUCCAGAUUUCUGCAACACUCACGGAAGUUUGGCCUGCCUGUCACAUCAUGACAGAGGGUCAGGAGGACACUGCCUCAGAAGUGGUGCAACUCUUUGUGACAGGAUACAACACCCACAGCAGGGGGUCGGGCCCAGCUCUCGGAGCCACCACUGUAAAGUGAAUCACAGACACAGAAAACACUGUCCAUUACUUUUUUUACACUGCAGCAAACCUACACCCAUUAUAAUGAUACAAACUUUCAAACCUCCCAGGGCCCUCCCGGUUCCAUGGACCACGGUACAUCUGCCUCACCUGCAACAGCUAUUCCUCUACCAGUGUGUAAACUUUGCCAUGCUGAGUUGAGUUGUUUGUCCUUUCAGAUGUCGGUGACGUUUGAGGAUGUGGCCAUGUAUUUCUCCCCAGCGGAGUGGACGCUGCUGGGCGAGGAGCAAAGGCACCUUUACAGACACAUUAUGUGGGAAAAUUACCAGACUCUGGUCUCGUUAGGAAUCCAAACCCCCAAGCCAGUGGUGAUCUCCAACAUAGAGCGAGGGGAAGAGCUGUGUGUCCAGGGUCCCACAGAAGAUGAAGAUGAGGACGUCCUGAGUGGCACCCGCCCAGGGACCGCCAGGGACGCAGAGGACGAGGAGGAGGAGGACUGGGUGGACGUGGUCACAGAGGAGGCUGCUCUCAAAAAUAUCCGAGAGCAAGUCCAGGGCCAAGAAAAGGAUGAGGUCCAGCAGCUCCUUUUCCUGCAGGCCAUCCACCCCGCGAGUCACGCUGCACAGCAGAGAGGGCAGGACAUGCUGGAGCCGCACUGCUGCAAGGCGGCUGUGGUGGAGAGGAUUGUGGAGCUCAUUGAGGAGCUUCCAGAUGGCUCUCCACCCGGUGCUGUCCUGGCCAACUCCCUGAUUCCUGUGGGCAACCUCAGCACCAUGACACCUGCCCUUGAGCCAGAGCUGGAGACCCACCUCCUUCGAGCUGCCCUGCAUGCAGUCUUCACCCUGGGCACAGAGAAGGCCACCACCCAAGUCCAGGAUCUGCAUAGGGUCUUGCCAGACCUCCUGGAUGCCAUGCUGGGGAACCUGCUGGCAGAGUCCCCAGACACCAACAGGUUCCACUACAUCUUGGAGAACUCAGCCCAAUUCCCCAGGAUGGGUCACCAUGUGGCACAGCUGGCUCUGUUCGUCGGUGACCCAGCCAAGGACAUCAGCCGGCAGGCCAGGGAGACGGUUUAUUGGCUCUACCAGCUGCUGCUGCACCAGAGGGGCCUGACCAUCCAUGAGGCCGAAGACCUGUGGGUCUGGGACUGGCACCAGGACAGCAGGCUGCUGGGCUACAAGAACACCGCCAGGGUGGGGGAGGUCUUCGGAAAGUUCUUCUCGGAGGGGCAGAGAAGAUUCUUUCUGGGGACGGCACUGCUGGCCAUCCACCACCCCCUGCUGUGUGUCAGCUAG